Molecule: messenger RNA, 2666 nt
Organism: Alligator mississippiensis (American alligator)
Lineage: Eukaryota; Metazoa; Chordata; Crocodylia; Alligatoridae
Gene: NOTUM
Product: notum, palmitoleoyl-protein carboxylesterase
Exons: 11
Coding region: 326-1846 (506 amino acids)
Molecular function (GO): hydrolase activity
Source: RefSeq, a predicted model, not a curated record
CCCCCGGCGGGGCGGGCUGCCCGCGCACUCCGUGCCCCUGCGGCAGGUUGGCGGGUCCGCGCCGAGCCGAGCCGGGACCCGCCGCCGGCCGCUAACUACGCCCCGCGCCGCUCGCCGCCCACUGCAGCGGGGCGGACCGGCCACACCGCCCUGCCCUGCCCUGCCCUGCCUUGCCCUGCCCUGCCCUGCCCUGCCUCGCCUCCCUCGGCCAGGCGGCAGCAGGCGCCGGCCAGCCCCCAGCCCCGGCCCCGGCGGGGCGGCCGCCCCGCUCCGCUCCGCUCCGCUCGCGCUCCCUGCGCUCCGCCCGCAGGUGUCCGCCGCCGCGAUGGGCACGGGCGCCGUGCCGGUGCUGCUGCUGCUGCUGCUGGGGCUGCUGCCGGGCGGCGCGGGCAGGAAGAGCUGGCGGCGGCGGGGGCAGGGGCAGGGGCAGGGGCAGGGGCAGCAGCAGCAGCAGCCCGGGGCGGCGGCGCGGGAACGGAGCGAGGCGGCCGGGCAGCCCGUGGAGAGCUUCCCGCUGGACUUCACCGCCGUGGAGGGCAACAUGGACAGCUUCAUGGCUCAGAUCAAGAGCCUGGCGCAGUCGCUCUACCCCUGCUCGGCACAGAACCUGCAGCACGAGCUGCGGCUCCACCUCCUGCACAACAGCUCGGUCACCUGCAACGACGGCAGCCCGGCCGGCUACUACCUCAAAGAAUCAAAAGGCAGUAGACGGUGGCUGCUGUUCCUGGAAGGUGGAUGGUACUGCUUCAACAGAGAGAACUGCAAUACCCGCUAUGAUACAAUGAGGAGGCUGAUGAGCUCCAACGAGUGGCCUCUCACCAAAACUGGAACUGGGAUCCUGUCAUCACAGCCAGAAGAAAACCCGCACUGGUGGAAUGCAAACAUGGUUUUCAUCCCCUAUUGCUCAAGCGACGUUUGGAGUGGUGCCUCUUCCAAGUCGGAAAAAAGUGAAUAUGCCUUCAUGGGAGCUCUCAUCAUACAAGAGGUUAUAAAGGAGCUGGUGGGAAAAGGCCUUAGCAAUGCAAAGGUGCUGCUGCUGGCAGGAAGCAGUGCUGGGGGGACUGGAGUGCUUCUGAAUGUGGAUCGAGUAGCAGAACAGCUGGAGGAGAUGGGUUAUCAAGGAAUUCAGGUUCGAGGGUUGGCAGACUCUGGCUGGUUCCUGGACAAUAAACAGUAUCGUAGAACUGACUGUAUUGAUACCAUAACCUGUGCCCCCACAGAAGCCAUCAGGAGAGGAAUCAGGUACUGGAAUGGCAUUGUUCCUGAACGCUGCAGAGUGCAAUUUAAGGAAGGAGAGGAGUGGAAUUGCUUCUUUGGCUAUAAAAUUUAUCCCACUCUUCGAUGUCCAGUCUUUGUGGUACAGUGGCUCUUUGAUGAAGCCCAGCUCACUGUAGACAACGUGCAUCUAACUGGACAGCCGGUCCAGGAGGGCCAGUGGCUCUACAUCCAGAACCUGGGUCGGGAGCUGAGGAAUACCCUGAAGGAUGUAGUUGCUAGCUUUGCUCCAGCCUGUUUGUCCCACGAGAUCAUUACACGCAAUCACUGGACAGACAUCCAGGUGAAAGGGACCUCCUUACCUCGCGCCCUGCACUGCUGGGACCGCAGCCUCCAUGAGAGCAACAAAAAUGGGAAAGCCCCUCUGAAAGGGUGCCCAAUCCAUCUGAUUGACAGCUGCCCGUGGCCCCACUGUAACCCCUCCUGCCCUACCAUCCGGGACCAGUUCACAGGGCAGGAGAUGAACGUGAUACAGUUCCUUAUGCACAUGGGCUUUGAUGUCCAGAAGAUGGCACAGCAGCAGGGCCUGGAGCCCAGUAAACUCCUGGGGAUGCUGAGCAGUGGUAGCUAGGAGGGUCCAGCGUGAAGAGGUGGACUGACCAGAUCAGGAGGAGCCUCUAAGUCCCUCUCCCAGCCCCGCUAGCCCCCUCUCAAUCUCACACAGACAUGCUUACAUACACACAUGCGCACUCACUUGCACACUUAGGAUGUGUCAAGAAAAAAUGAAUGGAUUCUUGCUUACGCUAUUGGACUAAAUAACUCGUUACCUCUACACUCCGUGGCCCCGUCUUGGCCAGCCAGAAGCUCCUUCCACGUUACACAAGGUGGUCUGGUGCAGAUAGCAGCAAAGCCAUAAACCCCAGUGGUGAGAACCUUCCUCAGAGCUAAGAGGCUUUUACCCUUGCCAUGAAUUUUUCACAUCACAGACUUACUACGCGUGGUGAAAAAAAGCACUGGAUUUCUUUGUCCAAUUAGAAAUGAAGGAAAGAUCACAUGACUUCCUGGAGGUCUGCAAAUCAUAAUGUAAUGCAAUGUACAACCAAGGACACGUGCUAGGAAUGGACACUUAUACUCAAUUUACUUCUUUAUUAUUUUAUAAGAUGACUUUUUUAUUACUUAAUUUUUUUAAAAAUAAGCAAGAAAUAUAAAAUUAAUGAUAUUGUUUUGUAACAUAUUUUUUUUAAAUAAUGAAAAACCUCUUGCUACUUUGGCAAUGUGGACAUAUUUAUUUUAGUAUGUAAAUGAUAUUUAUAAGAGCUGAAUGGAGAACUGCUCACAUGUCUUUGUAAAGUUGUAAAUGCUGCUCUGUUGGAUGGGUUUUCCUUGUGAUUGCUUGUGUUUGGGAGAGGGCCGAGGGCAGUAUUGACAUUAUUAUAAUUACUAGACUCCCA